UUCUCCUGCACCCUCCACCCUUCCGCCUUGGCAGUCUCGUCUUCAACACUCCAAAUCGCAUUGUGGAGGGUGCUGAGGUGUAUCUUCAGUGCGAGUACUUUAUGGGACCACGGCCCUUCUGUGGCUUCACAGUGCUUAUCUCCUUUGUGGAGGAGAGUAAGCUGAGCAGGGCACAAGUUGAGGUGGCCGCCUCAACUCAAUUCCUAGUCCCUGAUGGCCUUCGGGAUGCUCACAAGAGAUUCGGCGAAGUUGUGAAUAAAACAACUUGUGACCUAGCUAUGAAGAGACUCGAGAGUGUACUUGUAACAAUGGCGUUUACGAUGUCGCGGAGACGUGCAGGUUCGUAUAUCUGCCAGCUGGUUCCUUUGAAUGAGACCUCGGUUGAAGUGCGGACUCUGACAAAGUGGAUGCGGCUAGAGCUUCGCCGUGGCAAAGUCAGUAAGUCUUGA
Messenger RNA from Hydatigera taeniaeformis, 449 nucleotides. NCBI's taxonomy places the organism in Eukaryota, Metazoa, Platyhelminthes, Cestoda, Cyclophyllidea, Taeniidae. The record is from the annotation of a GenBank genome assembly.